AUGCUUCUCCAAGACAAGCAGAUUGAUUCAUUGACUGUCUACGAAAUAAUAAUCUCGAUGCGGGCCGUUUCGGACGAUGACGCUGUAAUUCUUAUCAUCUCACCAAAGUUUGCCACAGUGCACGAUCAUGUUUCCUUCCAGUGGAGUCUGAAAAUCCAUGGCACAACGGGAAGAUUCAAUGGAUCUGAUGACGAUCUGGACGAAGAGGACGAUCCGCCGUCUGAUUAUGUCGCGGUUGAGCUCUACUUCGUUGACGGUCCAGUGGACGUCCGAGCUGUAGUUCGAGUGAUGCAGAAAGACGCCAAGAAUGACGAAAAACCAGAGAUCGUGGAAGAAAGAAAAACGAUAUCCAUGCAACGCGGCCGCGGAAUCGAAGUGACUGGAAAAGACCGAAAUCCAAUCUCACAAUUUCUUCAGGAUAACGUUGACAAUAUCGUAAAGGUUUCAGUGCUGAUUAAGAUGGACGCUAAACUGUUCGAUCCCUACACUUACUUGGACAAGGUUUCUCCAACGCCCCACAAGUCUUUUUUGACGACUAACUACAACGCCAGGGUCAACAGUAAAGUGUGGAGGAGGCGGUCGAGAAAAAAAUCGAAGGAUGAGAACGGGAAGUUCAGUCGAAAGGAGAAAGUGGACUUUGAGAAGAAAUUCGCCGAGGUGAUGGAACAAGAACGGGAAAAAAUGGCCAUCGACGUGAAUCGUCUUCGAGUUAGUGGUCCACCAUCACGACGAGGAUCAACUCAAACUAUUCUCAGCCACCAACAUGCACCCGAUCAUGAACAUCUUUUCAAAAAGUUGCUGAUCAGUUGCUGCGAAUCAUGUGAACGGCGGAGAGCUUCAUUCAUCUACGAUAGCAAGACAGAAGAUGAAGCAGAUGACGGAGAGGAGACCGAGUCUAGCGACGAAGAAGAGGAAAAGUGUUUCGAGUGUCGCGACAGUGACAAGGAGCAUGUGCAUGAUCUUCUUGCCAAUAUGUACUUCAACAAGAUCGUUCUGCCCGGAAUGGAGUACGUUGAGGACUUCGUCGAUUUUCUCAUUGAUGCCGAACUUAAUGACCUUCCAGUAUUGAAACGUGCUUGCGAGCGUUACUUGUGCGGCGAACUGAAUACUAAAAAGGACCUGCUCACGUCUCUUUUGCUCGAUCUUCUAUUCAUAUCCAUUGUCUUCCAAUUACCUGUCAUGAAAAGUAUGACCUUAUCCGAAUUAUCCAACAGAACUGAGGAAUUGACUCAACCUGACAAACUGAUGGAAGACGAAGAGUACAAGGUGUUGGAUAAACGAAUUCGAUCGCUAUCCGACCGUAAUUUGGUGGAACUAAUCGAGCAGUGUGUUGCUUUCGCCGAACAACGGAAUAGAGUGCAAGUAAUAGCACUCAGUGCAUGA
This is a messenger RNA of Cooperia oncophora, 1383 nucleotides long. NCBI's taxonomy places the organism in Eukaryota, Metazoa, Nematoda, Chromadorea, Rhabditida, Trichostrongylidae. The record is from the annotation of a GenBank genome assembly.